GCGGGCGGGCUCCGGGCCCAGUGGGUCCUAGAACCCGCCGGCUGUCCUUGCGGGUCGGCUGCUGCAGAGGCUCGGGCUCGGCCGGCGCGGCCGCCCGCUUUGCACGGUGCGGGCCCGGGGGGUCCUAAAGCCCGCCAUGUUGCGGGCUUUUGUCCCAGGUGUGCGGCCCGCCUUGCAAGGUCCCCAAUGCCUGCGGCCCCCUCCCCGGCCGAGGUGCUGGCCGCCGCUCGUGCGGUCCUAGAGAACGCCAUCUUGCAGGCCUUUGUGCAGCGUCCGGCCUUCGGUCCAUUCAUUUGUUCAUUCUCUUAUUCUUCGUUCACUCCUUCUUGCCACGUUCUCGGAGGCCACGUUUUCCCAGGGCUUAUUCUGAGACGAGUCAGCCCAGGGCCCUGCCUUGCAGGGCUGUCUGCCGGGGGGGCGCCGACCCAUAGACGGUUGCAGGAAGCGAAAAGCGCAGAGUUUCUGCAGCUCUCGGCCCCUCCUCAGUCCAUCUGGUAGGCCCUGAUGCCCUUCAAACUGCCACCUGCCUCAGAGACCCCAUUUUACUGCUGAGAAAACUGAGGGCUAGAGCGCCUUGGCGCCCUUACCUUUACUGCCUAUUAACUGUACCUGAAGGCACUGGGGAAGCUGGUAUUUGAAGGAUGCAAGAGAAGUCAAGGGAAGGAUGCAAGAGAAGUCAAGGGAGAAAUCCAUGGGAGAAGUCAAGCAAGGGCUCCUGACGCAGAGGGAACUGCAUAUGGAGAUGCAUUAAGAGAAGCUCGGUCCACCGAGGCCAUGGAAGUGGAGUCCGCGGAGGCCCGGUCCCCAGCCCCCGGCUACAAGCGCUCCGGCCGCCGCUACAAGUGCCUGUCCUGUACCAAGACGUUUCCAAAUGCCCCCCGGGCAGCGCGCCAUGCUGCUACACAUGGGCCUGCAGACUGCGCAGAGGAAGUGGCCGAGGUGAAGCUGAAGCCAGAGACAGAACCCAAAGCGGAGGAUGCCGGUGGGGACAAGGUGUCAGGUAUAGCGGCUAAGCCUCGGCCUUAUGCAUGCCCGCUGUGCCCCAAGGCCUAUAAAACGGCGCCCGAGCUGCGCAGUCACGGGCGCAGCCACACGGGCGAGAAGCCCUUCCCUUGCCCCGAGUGCGGCCGCCGCUUCAUGCAGCCCGUGUGCCUGCGAGUGCACCUAGCCUCGCACGCCGGCGAGCUGCCCUUCCGCUGUGCACACUGCCCCAAAGCCUACGGCGCGCUCUCCAAGCUCAAGAUCCACCAGCGCGGUCACACCGGCGAGCGGCCCUAUGCCUGCGCCGACUGCGGCAAGAGCUUCGCCGACCCUUCGGUGUUCCGCAAGCACCGGCGCACGCACGCCGGCCUGCGGCCCUACGGCUGCGAGCGCUGCGGCAAGGCCUACGCCGAGCUCAAGGACCUGCGCAACCACGAGCGGUCCCACACCGGUGAGCGGCCCUUCCUCUGCUCAGAGUGCGGGAAGAGCUUCUCUCGCUCGUCCUCGCUCACGUGCCACCAGCGCAUCCACGCGGCGCAGAAGCCCUACCGCUGCCCAGCCUGUGGCAAGGGCUUCACGCAGCUCAGCUCCUACCAGAGCCACGAGCGCACGCACUCCGGCGAGAAGCCCUUCCUGUGCCCGCGCUGUGGCCGCAUGUUCUCCGACCCCUCGAGCUUCCGGCGCCACCAGCGGGCGCACGAGGGCGUGAAGCCUUACCGCUGCGAGAAGUGCGGCAAGGACUUCCGGCAGCCGGCGGACCUGGCCAUGCACCGGCGGGUGCACACCGGCGACCGGCCGUUCAAGUGCCUGCAGUGUGACAAGACGUUCGUGGCCUCCUGGGACCUCAAGCGGCAUGCAUUGGUGCACUCAGGCCAGCGGCCCUUCCGCUGUGAGGAGUGUGGGCGAGCCUUCGCUGAGAGAGCCAGUCUCACGAAACACAGCCGGGUGCACUCGGGGGAGCGCCCCUUCCACUGCAACGCUUGCGGAAAGUCCUUUGUGGUAUCGUCAAGCCUGAGGAAGCAUGAGCGGACCCAUCGAAGCAGUGAGGCCGCAGGGGCUCCCCCGCAACAGGAGCUAGUAGUGGGGUUGGCACUGCCUGUGAGCAUGGCAGGCGAGGGCUCAGCGGCCCCGGCAGCAGGUGCAGGGUUAGGGGACCCUCCAGCAGGGCUGCUAGGGCUACCCCCGGAAUCGAGUGGUGUGAUGGCCACCCAGUGGCAAGUGGUGGGCAUGACAGUGGAGCAUGUGGAGUGCCAAGAUGCGGGGGUUGGGGAGGCUCCUGGUCCUUUGGGGGGGGCAGGCGAGGUGGGGGGUGAGGAGGUUGAUGAGAAGCCACCACAGUUUGUGUGCCGGGAGUGCAAGGAGACGUUCUCCACGCUGACGUUGCUGCGACGGCACGAGCGCUCACACCCAGAGCUCCGGCCCUUUCCCUGCACCCAGUGCGGCAAGAGCUUCUCAGACCGGGCUGGGCUGCGCAAGCAUAGCCGCACCCACAGCUCUGUGCGCCCCUACACCUGCCCCCACUGCCCCAAGGCCUUCUUGAGUGCCAGUGACCUGCGUAAGCACGAACGCACCCACCCUGUGCCCAUUGGGACCCCCACACCCCUGGAGCCCCUUGUGGCUUUGCUAGGAAUGCCUGAAGAGGGGCCAGCCUGAGGCCCAUGCCCCCUUGCCACACUCCUAGGAUCCCAGCCCCACAGGGUGCCUCCUAAACCUCCCUUUGCCCCAGCUCACUCUUUAGACUCCAGAUCCCUGCCCCUCUGGCAGCUAACUCACCUUCCCAACAAAGAGAGCUGGGACAGUGGAGGCUGGCAGCAGCUGUUGAGAGACAUGGUUCUCUUUGAGCAACACUCAUUAAAGGAUUCACUUUGACA
Molecule: messenger RNA, 2852 nt
Organism: Diceros bicornis minor
Lineage: Eukaryota; Metazoa; Chordata; Mammalia; Perissodactyla; Rhinocerotidae
Gene: ZNF668
Product: zinc finger protein 668
Exons: 3
Coding region: 775-2634 (619 amino acids)
Cellular component (GO): nucleus
Source: RefSeq, a predicted model, not a curated record